Ylistrum balloti is the source of this 549-nucleotide messenger RNA. RefSeq lists its product as uncharacterized. Lineage: Eukaryota; Metazoa; Mollusca; Bivalvia; Pectinida; Pectinidae. The coding region runs from base 1 to 549 and encodes 182 amino acids. Gene Ontology annotation, molecular function: taste receptor activity. The transcript is spliced from 4 exons. Gene Ontology annotation, biological process: sensory perception of chemical stimulus; detection of chemical stimulus involved in sensory perception of taste. The record is from RefSeq and is a predicted model, not a curated record. Gene Ontology annotation, cellular component: membrane.
AUGAGUCAACAUGCAACUGUAUCAACAGCACAGAAAUGUCUGGAAGUAUACCGCCAACAACACAACAUCCUUUGUAAUAUGUUAGAUACGGGAGAUGAAGUCCUGCAUCAUCUUAUCGGCUCAUGUCUGUUCAUACACAUCCUCGAUUGUCUUCUCCUGAUUUACAACCUUUGUCGAUACGAUGGAGUGGGGUCAGAUACAGGUCAACUUUUCAGCCACAUUUUUUGGUUCUUCGGGAUGUCGACAACCCUCAUCACUGUGAUAGCUGUUUGUUCUCUAGUAAACAUUCGGGCACAUGAACCAGCAAAACUCAUCUACAAUCUUUCAAUGGAAGAUUUCACCGCUGAAUUUGCAUUACAAGUGAAUGUAUUCCUACACCGACUGAACGGCCCUCCCAUGGGUCUGACGGCAUGGUCUUUGUUUGUGGUGGACAGCCAAGUCGUCGUCAGCAUCGCGGGGAUAUUUGCGACUUAUUUCGUUGUCUUACUACAAUUUCAACAAUCAGUGUCUACUACAACGCCCGCCGGUCUGAAUAUCACGACCGUCUGA